Salvia splendens (bonfire salvia) is the source of this 411-nucleotide messenger RNA. RefSeq lists its product as uncharacterized. The transcript has a single exon. The record is from RefSeq and is a predicted model, not a curated record. Bases 1 to 411 code for a protein of 136 amino acids. NCBI's taxonomy places the organism in Eukaryota, Viridiplantae, Streptophyta, Magnoliopsida, Lamiales, Lamiaceae.
AUGGAGCAUCGAUCAUAUUGGGGAGUGAAGAAACUAAACUUGGAUUUCUUAAAGGCCGGAAAGGAGAGAAUGCUUCACCUCAAUUUGCUAGAUGAGUUUAGGAAUGAGGCUUUUGCCAAUUCUUCUAUCUAUAAGGCAAGGUUGAAGACAUAUCAUGACAAGUUGAUUGAAAAAAAGGAGUUCUUCCCGGGGGAUGCAGUGUUACUCUUCAAUCAUAGAUUGAGGUUAUUUCCGGGCAAGCUCAAGUCUAAAUGGUCCGGACCCUUCACUAUAAAAAAUGUGAUGACCAAUGGAACAAUGAAGCUUAUUGGGCAUGAUGGAGGCACUUUCAUGGCAAAUGGCCACAACAUCAAGAGGUUCUACUCCAAGAAUCAACAAGAUGAGGUGUUUGUUGUGGCCUUGACCGAAUGA